CUUCUGUCUCUCGCGCUUCACGGUGUUUGUUUGGUAGUCUUUGUUUUCGGCGCAUUUUUCACGUUUGAUUCUGUACAGAAAUAUUUUCCCAUGAGAGCUUUGAACUGUCUCUUUGCAACGCGGUGUUUGGCAAUCAUGAAGAAAAUCCAUAGUCUGCAUCACGCAGUCAAAGCCGUGGAGUAUAUACCCUUUUCUCGUUCGGUGUAGCAAGUCCGAAACUUUCUCCUCAUCCGUCUUCUCAUAUUCUUCUUCUUCUUCCCUUCACUCUUGCAGUUAUAUGAACUUCAUCGGGUUUGUUGUUCAAAAUCACUUGGUUUCUGUCUCUAGUUAUUUCAGGGACUAAGAAUACGAAGGAAUCGAUACUCUGAGUCUGUCUGGUUAUGUUGACUCUUUUCAACAAAUUCCGAAUACAGCUUGGGUGAACUGUUAUAUUAGUCUCAGCCGAUUGAACUUACGUAUUUUCAUUCGAGAAAAAAAAAAUUAAUUUCUUCACAAUUAUGCUACACGCAAGAAGUUGAAAACUCUUUCAAUUUGUACCGUUUGGGACAACAAUGGGAGCGGUGUGCUCCGGUGGGGUGGCGAAGGGUAAUGCCAAAGUUAGAGAAAAUAUUUCUGAGAAGCUCGAGGGCGUUAGUAAGCUGAAAGGGGAUGGUUAUUCGGAUUCUGAUUCGGAUGCUUUCAUCAAAACGAUGCGAAAUACUGAUUCGCCCGUGGUGCGAAAGUCGUUGACCAGUGGCUCGAAGCCAUCGACGCCGACUUGGUCAAAGUCGUCGCCUGCCACGCCGACUCGGUCGAAGCCUUCGACUCCAAGCAGGACAAGCAAGAUUCUUCAGAAGGGACUAGGAAGAGCUGGUGAGAGGGCAGGAGAUGUUCUGGACUCAAUUGGAACUCACAUGCCAAAGUUUAAUGCCUAUAGUGGGUUUGGUUUGGCUUCAAGAUGGAAUACAAUAUCCAUAUUUGCAUUUGAAGUAGCUAAUACAAUAGCCAAAGGCAUAUACUUGUUGCAAUCUCUUUCUAAAGAAAAUAUCCAGGCCCUGAAAAAAGAGAUUUUACAUUCGAGCGUAAAACAAUUAGUUUCCACCAAUGUGGAGGAAUUGCUGAGUUUUGCUGCUGCCGACAAAAGGCAGGAGUUUGAAGUUUUCUUGCGGGAAGUAAUUAGAUUUGGAGAUAUGUGCAAAGAUCCACAGUGGCACAAUAUGGGUGAAUACUUUUCCAAAUUAGAUACUGACGGUCCAAACCGCAAAAAAAUUAUAGUUGAUGCAGAAACAACAGUUCAGGAGUUGACUAUGCUGGCUCAGCACACUUCUGAAUUAUACCACGAGUUGAAUGCUUUCGAAAGAUUUGAACAAGAUUAUCGACGACAGCUUGAGGAAAUGGAGUCCUUAAAUCUCCCUCAACGAGGAGAGAGUCUCACCGUUUUUCAAAGCGAGCUAAAAGAACAAAGAAAGCUUGUACAGAGAUUGAAAAAGAAGUCUCUUUGGUCUAAAAGUUUUGAAGAGAUUGUAAAGAAGCUUUUGAAUGUUGUCACCCACAUACAUAAAGCUAUCUGGGAAGGUUUUGGAAACAAUGGUAUAACAUUGGUUAGUGAGGAGGAAAGCAAGGGUCCUCAAAGACUUGGUGAAACCGGUCUUGCAUUACACUAUGCUAAUAUUAUCAACCUGACAAGUAUAAUUGCAUCUUGCCCAACCACCCUUCCCCAAAAUAUGAGGGACCGAUUAUAUCGGGCAUUGCCAAAUAGUGUUAAGACGGUUCUACAUUCCCGAAUGCUUGAUCUCAAUGAACAGCUUUCGAUUUUUCAGGUCAAUGCUGAAAUGGAAAGGACUCUUAAGUUGCUACUUCCAUUUGCCACAAAUACUCUUAAAGCACAUCAAGGUUUCGGGUGGGUUGGAGAAUGGGCAAAGGCUAGUAUCGAGUUCGACAACAGUUCAACCGCAUCCAGUAACCCGAUCCGCCUCCAGACGCUAUAUUAUGCAGACAAGGGGAAGACGGAUCAAUACAUCCUUAAAUUGGUGACCUUGCUACACCAUUUGAUCAUCUUAAAAAGACGUAGAGAUCCUGCUUUAAAGCCUCUGCGUUUACGAUCUCCAACUGGGAAGACAGUCGAUUUUCACUCCAAGAUGAAGCAUUUCAUAUCCUUGAACUCUACUUCUAAAACCCAUGGAAUACAACUUUCUCAGGAAGAUAAGAAAUUGUUAGACGAGGUGAUUAGUAGCUUGAUGGCCCCUGGAAUCAGCAAAAGUCAGCACUUUGCCAUGGCCAAGAAUGGAGGAACCACGGUUUUGAGCAGGAGCACAGGUUGUUCCCCAAGCAGAGAAUCGAGUGCACGACAGGGCAAGUCUGACGUUUUGGAUAUCAUGGAUGGGCUAGAUGUCACGUUUGAACGUAUACCAUUCCAGACAUGUUCUUCGCUCCCAGAAUAGUUUAUUCAUUCUCUCCAUUUCAUUAUAAUUUUUGUGGUUAUAUUUACGUUUCAUCGCGUAUAUACCCAUGUACACAGGUGGAUAUGUGCAAGUAUACGGGAUAUUAUAGUGUAAUGUAAUUAUUAUUUUUUC
Messenger RNA from Juglans microcarpa x Juglans regia, 2552 nucleotides. Its product is annotated as protein PSK SIMULATOR 2-like. The transcript has 12 exons. Bases 552 to 2420 code for a protein of 622 amino acids. Gene Ontology annotation, biological process: positive regulation of growth. NCBI's taxonomy places the organism in Eukaryota, Viridiplantae, Streptophyta, Magnoliopsida, Fagales, Juglandaceae. The record is from RefSeq and is a predicted model, not a curated record.